AGAAACCGCGGGGAAUAUAAAGAAAAUAAAUAUUAUUUGUUUGAAAGGCCAACUUUAGGUAUUUUCUCUCUCUAAAACACACAGAAAAACACAACCCUCUUUUCUAAAAACUCCGAUUAGGGUUUCCGGGGCGCCGCUUCUGAUUUUUAUCCGAUCGAGAGCGAACUCUACUGUCGAUAUCUCUGCCGCAUCGUAUUUAUUCAUCAGAUAAAUUAUGGCUAUGGAAGUCACCCAGGUCCUUCUAAGUGCACAAUCAGUUGAUUCAACCGUAAGGAAGCAUGCCGAAGAAACUCUUAAACAGUUCCAGGAGCAAAACCUUCCUGUUUUUCUGUUAUCUCUUUCAGCAGAACUUGCUAGUGAGGAGAAGCCAGUUGACAGCCGUAGACUAGCAGGUCUGAUUCUUAAAAAUGCUCUGGAUGCAAAGGAGCAGCACAGAAAGUACGAGCUUGUGCAGAGGUGGUUAUCAUUGGAUGUAGCUGUGAAGAGCCAGAUCAGGGCGUACUUGUUACAGACCCUCUCUUCUACUGUAUCUGAUGCUAGGUCAACUGCAUCGCAAGUCAUUGCUAAGGUUGCAGGCAUUGAACUGCCGCAGAAGCAGUGGCCUGAGCUCAUAGGAUCCCUCUUGUCAAAUGUUCACCAGGUCCCUCCUCAUGUUAAGCAAGCUACCCUGGAAACUCUGGGGUAUAUAUGUGAAGAAGUUUCUCCAGACGUUAUCGAGCAAGAUCAAGUAAAUAAGAUACUUACGCUUGUGGUUCAAGGCAUGAAUGCAAACGAAGCUAAUAUCGAUGUCAGGCUUGCUGCAACCCGAGCUUUAUACAAUGCUCUUGGAUUUGCCCAGGCUAACUUUUCCAAUGAUAUGGAGCGGGAUUACAUCAUGAGAGUUGUCUGUGAGGCCACUCUUUCUCCGGAAGUGAAAAUUAGACAGGCUUCCUAUGAGUGCUUGGUCUCUAUUGGAUCAACGUAUUAUGAGAAAUUAGCUCCAUACAUACAAGACAUUUUCAACAUCACAUCCAAGGCUGUUCGGGAAGACGAGGAACAGGUUGCUCUUCAAGCAAUUGAAUUUUGGAGCUCUAUUUGUGAUGAGGAAAUUGAUAUUUUGGAAGAGUAUGGGGGUGAUUUUACAGCAGAUUCCGAUGUUCCAUGCUAUUACUUCAUCAAGCAGGCACUCCCUGCGCUUGUCCCUUUGUUAUUGGAGACACUUCUUAAGCAAGAAGAAGAUCAGGAUCAGGAUGAAGGUGCUUGGAAUCUUGCAAUGGCUGGUGGAACUUGCCUCGGUUUGGUGGUGCGGACUGUGGGUGAUGACAUUGUACCACUUGUCAUGCCAUUUAUUGAAGAAAAUUUAUCAAAAGAGGAUUGGAGGCGUAGAGAAGCCGCAACUUAUGCAUUUGGUUCCAUUUUGGAAGGCCCUUCACCUGACAAAUUAACCCCUAUUGUAAAUGUUGCUUUGAAUUUCAUGCUCACAGCAUUGACUAAAGAUCCAAGCAGUCACGUGAAGGACACAACUGCCUGGACCCUCGGGAGAAUAUUCGAAUUUCUACAUGGUUCAGCAGUGGAGAAUCCUAUAAUUACCCCGUCAAACUGUCAGCAGAUAGUCACAGUUCUUCUUGAGAGCAUGAAAGAUGCCCCAAAUGUUGCCGAGAAAGCAUGUGGUGCUCUCUAUUUUCUAACCCAAGGCUACGAGGAUUUGGGCUCAACAUCACCAUUGACACCUUAUUUCCAAGAUAUUGUCCAGUGCCUUCUUAAUGUCACUCAUAGAGAAGAUGCCGCGGAGUCACGCCUGAGGUCGUCUGCCUACGAGACACUAAAUGAAGUAGUGAGGUGUUCAACUGAGGAAACUGCUCGCUUGGUGUUGGAACUUGUUCAGGUCAUCAUGCAAGAGCUCCACAAGACUCUCGAGGCUCAGAAACUUUCGUCUGAUGAGAGAGAGAAACAGAAUGAAUUACAAGGCCUUCUUUGCGGGUGCUUACAGGUCAUCAUCCAGAAACUAGGGGUAUCAGAAGCCACCAAGUUUGCCUUCAUGCAGUACGCAGAUCAGAUAAUGAGUCUUCUUUUAGGAGUUUUUGCCUGUAGAAGUGCCACUGUCCAUGAGGAAGCGAUGCUUUCCAUUGGUGCACUUGCCUAUGCAACAGGUCCAAACUUUGCGAAGUACAUGCCUGAUUUUUACAAGUAUUUGGAGAUGGGUCUUCAGAAUUUUGAGGAAUACCAAGUUUGUUCUGUCACUGUUGGUAUUGUGGGUGACAUCUGCAGGGCAUUGGAGGAUAAGAUUCUGCCUUACUGUGAUGGGAUAAUGACUCAGCUUCUAAAAGACUUGUCGAGCAACCAGUUGCACCGAUCUGUGAAGCCUCCAAUCUUUUCAUGCUUCGGAGACAUAGCACUAGCAAUUGGCGAGAAUUUUGAGAAGUAUUUGAUGUAUGCGAUGCCAAUGCUGCAGAGUGCUGCAGAGUUGUCUGCUCACACUUCAGGUGCUGAUGAUGAAAUGAUUGAAUAUACUAAUCUCUUAAGGAACGGAAUCUUAGAGGCAUAUUCUGGGAUAUUCCAGGGAUUCAAGAACUCUCCCAAAACACAACUCCUGAUUCCAUAUGCACCCCACGCCUUGCAAUUCCUGGAUAGCAUUUACAUGGAGAAGGAUAUGGAUGAUAUUGUGAUGAAAACUGCUAUUGAAGUACUUGGAGAUCUAGCAGAUACUUUGGGCAGUAAUGCCGGUUCUCUGAUUCAGCAAUCCAUGUCAUGCAAAGACUUCUUAAAUGAAUGUUUGUCUUCGGAGGACCACUUGAUCAAGGAAUCUGCUGAGUGGGCCAGGUUGGCUAUUAGCCGUGCUAUAUCCGUUUAAGGUUGUGUACACGCUCGUGCAUAUAACUUUUACCUUGCAUACAUGCAUAUGGGGUGGGGUGGGGUGGGGUCGGGUCGGGCAUGGGCCAGUGUCGGGGUCCGCGUUGUACAACAGUCGUGUCAUGACCAUUUUCAGACAACAUAAGCAUACUUGUUCUUGUUGUCAACUAACUCAUGCAUAAGCAUCAUCGAGUCGGGUUCUAAUUUGGGGUGGGGUGGGGGGUUGGGGGUGGGGGUAGUCGGUGAUGGGGGCUUCUCGGAUUCAUCCUUGACGACCGAUAAAUGGAAGUGUCGUUGUUGGUGAAUGGGCUAAAUGGGCAAAUUACGCUGGGAUGCUUAAUCAGGCUUGUUCAUAAUGUAACAGGCCUGAAGUCAGCUUUGGGGGGCCCACAUUGUUGUAAACAAAUUUUGAUCUCGUGAUCCUUGGGAGGUCACAGCUACCCUGCCAUUAUUUUUUCUUUCAUACUCAUAAUUUUUUUUCCCAUCAUAUUUUUCAUGUCAGGUCCGAGUCUUCAUAGUCGGUCAGAUACAAUCUCGUUUCAUUUUCCAGUAAAAUGGCAUGUGGUUGUUGUGUCAUCAUAUUUUUUAGUUAGGACAUUACAUUUGCAUUUUUUUGUUCAUCAUGGUUAGUCGUUAGGUUUUCACAAGUCAUUUUGAGUCGAUUUUUGAGGAAGAUGCUCUUGCCAGCUAUUUUCUGCUGGCACAACAGUUUAUUUAAUUCCCCUUAAAACAUUUCCUUUUGAACAUGUAAUCUAUAUUUUGUUUGACUUCUCAAACAGUGGGAUAUUUUGGAUUUUGGGUUUGUCAUGAAAUUGCGAUGACAUCGAAGAAUAGGAUUGAAACACUUGUUGUCAAUAGGCAAAUGUAUUCGUGGCCUCUGGUAUUUAUCUCUUAUCUUAUGCUCUGUAAAGUUUAUGUUUAUAAAUCAUGGUUCGUUACGACAGCCGGUUUUAUGUAUUAUUUAUUGCUUA
This is a messenger RNA of Erythranthe guttata (spotted monkey flower), 3800 nucleotides long. RefSeq names its product importin subunit beta-1. Lineage: Eukaryota; Viridiplantae; Streptophyta; Magnoliopsida; Lamiales; Phrymaceae. The record is from RefSeq and is a predicted model, not a curated record. Gene Ontology annotation, biological process: protein import into nucleus. Gene Ontology annotation, molecular function: small GTPase binding.